CAAAAAUAAUUAAAACCUGUACUUCAAUUAAUAAAGGAUAUAUUUUUGUGUAUCUUGCAGCUUCUAAGACCCAGACCAAAGAAGUUGGGCCUUGGCACUGCCUAUAUCCAUGGAAUGAAGCAUGCCACUGGGAAUUUUAUUGUUAUUAUGGAUGCUGACCUAUCUCACCAUCCAAAAUUUAUUCCAGAGUUCAUCAGAAAGCAGAAAGAAGGCAAUUUUGAUAUUGUAUCUGGAACAAGGUAUAAAGGAAAUGGAGGAGUAUACGGUUGGGAUUUGAAAAGAAAAUUAAUCAGUCGUGGUGCCAAUUUCAUAACUCAGGUUUUGCUGAGGCCAGGUGCAUCAGAUUUAACAGGGAGUUUCAGGUUAUACAGAAAAGAAGUCUUACAGAAAUUAAUGGAAAAAUGUGUUUCUAAAGGCUAUGUCUUCCAGAUGGAAAUGAUUGUUCGGGCCAGACAGCUAGGAUACACGAUCGGAGAGGUUCCUAUUUCGUUUGUUGACCGCGUCUAUGGAGAAUCUAAACUAGGAGGCAAUGAAAUAGUUUCCUUCCUAAAGGGACUCCUGACAUUGUUUGCUACCACAUAAGAUUUGCUCCUAAAUUCCUUUCUUUAGAAAAACACUUCCUGCCAUCGCUACGGUUCUUAGCAUAUAACAGCAGAAGUUUGAUAAUUUCCCUGGAGACCAGAAGACCUGCUAUAAACUAACAGUUAAACGAACUAAAAAUAAUUAACUAAAUGGACUGUAUUGCAAAAUGCACCUUUCAAAAUAAACGAACUGUAUGUGAAACUAGUCAAAAUAAAGACAUAUACCCUGUACUACUUUUGUAUAAAUAAUGUCUUAAUAAAGAACACAAACAGAGCUGAAUGAUUUUUUGCAUUUAGAAUUGAAUCAUUAUUCAGCAGAAGCUUAAAGAUGAUUUUGAACUAAAGCCAUGCAUGGUCAUAAAUAGAGAUUUCUUAUCUUUGUUCUGUGUUCUGCAGAUAGUAUUUUCAACAUAUGACACUGAGUUGGAUUUCUUUCCUCAGCAUGGACAUCCAUGGUUCUUAGAGUUGAGCAAAGGUGUUUUUCUGAAACUGACGACAACUUGUGUUGUUCAAGAAAUGCAGAUAAAUACAAUGAUCUCUGAAAACUUAUUUCAAAGCUGGAAGGAUGGAAUAUUCUUUGGGUAAAAAAGAAUAAUUCUGGAAUAUUUUCAUAUUCUGUAUGCAUGUCCAGAAAUAAAUGAUUCCUUUGGUUUUGU
Molecule: messenger RNA, 1237 nt
Organism: Meleagris gallopavo (turkey)
Lineage: Eukaryota; Metazoa; Chordata; Aves; Galliformes; Phasianidae
Gene: DPM1
Product: dolichyl-phosphate mannosyltransferase subunit 1, catalytic
Biological process (GO): dolichol-linked oligosaccharide biosynthetic process; GPI anchor biosynthetic process; protein O-linked glycosylation via mannose
Cellular component (GO): endoplasmic reticulum membrane
Molecular function (GO): dolichyl-phosphate beta-D-mannosyltransferase activity
Source: RefSeq, a predicted model, not a curated record